Molecule: messenger RNA, 855 nt
Organism: Metarhizium album ARSEF 1941
Lineage: Eukaryota; Fungi; Ascomycota; Sordariomycetes; Hypocreales; Clavicipitaceae
Product: ferulic acid esterase A faeA
Exons: 4
Coding region: 1-855 (284 amino acids)
Biological process (GO): lipid metabolic process
Source: RefSeq, a predicted model, not a curated record
AUGCUCCUCGCUAUCGCCGCUGCUGGAUUCUUUCCAUUGUUGGUCCUUGCGCAACAGCCCGUUUCCCCCGACGUAUUUGACAAGAUUACUCGCUACACUGCUUUUGCAGCCGCGUCCUACGAUGACCACUGCGCAAAGCCGCCGUUUGGGUCCAGGAUUGUCACGACCUUUAACGAUAUCGCGACAGAUACGCAGGCUACUCUUUUCCGCGAUGAUGCUGCCAAAGAAGUGAUUAUUUCCUUUCGUGGAACGUCUACCCCAAAGGACCUGGACUCUGAUCUCGCCUUUGGUCUCGUGCCACUGUCCGCCGCCGGCACGAGCUGUUCUAGUUGCAAAGUUCAUGAGGGCUUUCAGUCCGCAUUCAACGCAAUCUCUCGGCAGGUUAUGUCCGCAAUCAAGUCUGAGCUGUCGUCUGAUUCGCGUCUCAUUGUGACUGGACACUCCCUUGGUGGCGGCAUCGCUGCCAUCGCAACGUCAUCGCUUAUCGGCCAAGGCAUUCAAGUUGCAGAGACGUAUACCUUUGGCGAGCCGCGAAAUGGCGAUGCCCAAUGGGCCAAGUAUAUCGCUAGGCAGAUUCCCGACUCCAACUACUACCGCGUCACGCAUUCCAACGACGGCGUGCCCCAGAUUCCACCGACCGUGCUUGGCUACGUCCAUCACGGACCCGAGUACUUCCAAAGCAGGGACGCCGGCAACACGGCUCGAACCACUUUCAAAUGUGGCCCAGACGCCAAGUCCUGUAGCGCAGGCCAAGAUUUUGGGUCCAACCCCAUUAACCGCUCGCAUCUUACCUACAGCAACACUAUUGUUGGCAGCUCGCUCUUUGUUGCUGCGUGCGGUGCAGUGUUCCCAUGA